Knipowitschia caucasica is the source of this 2316-nucleotide messenger RNA. Lineage: Eukaryota; Metazoa; Chordata; Actinopteri; Gobiiformes; Gobiidae. The record is from the annotation of a GenBank genome assembly.
AUGGAAAGUGCGCACAUCCUCAGGCGCAGAAUCAGCCGCAACUUGACACCAAGCGCCACGUCCAGAUGUGCCGUGGACAGUGACAUAAGUCAACAGCUUGUGCAAUCAUUGGAGAAAUACAGACACUUUGCAGAUGACAACAAUGUGACCGAUGCGAUCCAGAGAUUGGGAAGAUCUAAAAGGUUUGCGUCAGUACCCAGAUAUGUGGAGACGCUCGUAGCGACAGACGAAUCCAUGGCACAGUUUCACGGCGAUGACCUAAAGCACUAUAUUUUGACACUCAUGUCAGUGGCUGCGCGACUAUACAAGCAUCCCAGCAUUUUGAACUCAAUCAACAUCGUAGUUGUGAAGAUCAUAGUGAUAACUGAAGAUGACAAAGGGCCUAAGGUGUCCGGGAACGCAGCAAUGACUCUCAGAAACUUUUGCACCUGGCAGAAAAAGAUGAACAAGAACACAGAUAAGCAUGCGGAGUACUGGGACACGGCAAUCUUAUUCACCAGAGAGGACUUGUGCGGAGCAUCCACUUGUGACACUCUGGGAAUGGCUGACGUGGGCACCAUGUGUGACCCCAAGAGGAGCUGCUCUGUGAUCGAGGAUGACGGCCUGCCCUCUGCUUUCACCACAGCUCAUGAACUCGGACACGUGUUCAGCAUGCCACACGACAAUGUGAAAGCCUGUGACGAUGUGUUUGGGAGGCUGCAGGAUAACCACAUGAUGUCUCCUACUCUGAUCCAGAUCAACCGCACCAGCCCCUGGUCUCCCUGCAGCGCCGCCAUUAUCACAGAGUUUUUGGACGGAGGACAUGGAGACUGUUUACUGGACGUGCCACAGAAACCCAUGCUCCUCCCUGAUGUUCUGGCUGGAGUGUCCUACGGUUUAGACCGAAAAUCCAAUGGCCAUCCGGUGUGUAUGACCAGGCACUUCCCCUGGGCAGACGGCACCCACUGCGGGGAGGGGCAGAUCUGCGACCGUGGAAUAUGCACCAACAAAAUUGAUGUCCAAACUGUGAAGGUGGAUGGCCGUUGGGGUAAGUGGGGUGCUUUUGGCCCUUGCUCUCGCACGUGUGGAGCCGGUGUCCAGCUUUCCAAAAGGGAGUGUAGCGACCCAGUGCCAGCGAACGGAGGAAAAUACUGCCAAGGAGUCCGGGUCAAAUACCGCUCCUGCAGCCUGAACCACUGCCCUGACAACGGGAAGACCUUCAGAGAGGAGCAGUGUGAGACCAGUGGGCGCGGUUUUAACACCAACCCUCUCUUUGCCACGGCCGUUUGGGUUCCAAAGUUUUCCGGUGUUUCCGCAAAUGACCGGUGCAAACUCAUCUGCAGAGCUAACGGCACCGGCUAUUUCUACGUCCUCGCACAAAAGGUGGUAGACGGCACCCCCUGCUCCCCCGAUACAACAGGAGUGUGUGUUCAAGGAAAGUGCAUCAAAGCUGGCUGUGACGAAAGAAUUGGUUCAACUAAAAAGUUUGAUAAAUGCGGCGUAUGCGGAGGUGACAACAAAGGCUGCAAGAAAGUGUCAGGACUCUUCACCAAGCCAAUGCAUGGAUACAACUUUGUGGUGAUGCUCCCGGCGGGUGCUGCCAACAUAGAUAUUCGACAGCGAGGUUACAAGGGAAUGACGGGUGAUGACAACUAUCUGGCCAUAAAGAGCAGUAACGGACAGUAUUUGCUGAAUGGGAACUAUGUUGUAUCGUCUGGGGAGCGAGAUAUCAUUAUAAAGAACAGUCUGAUGCGCUACAGCGGCACAUCUGGCUCUUCUGAGACUCUGCAGGCUGUAAAACCUUUAGGAGAAGCUUUAACUGUGGAAGUGCUGUGCGCCGGCAGGAUGACCCCGCCCCGAAUUCGCUACUCCUUCUACCUGCCCCGACUGACUAAAGAGGACAAGGUCUCAAAGAAGGACGCACAUGCAAACUCUCAGAAUAGUGUCCUAGCUGAGGAUGAUGAGAACAGCCUGAAAAAUGCGUAUAAAAAAGAGGAUCCUGGUUUAGGGAAGUGGCUCGCCACAAACUGGGACAAGUGCUCAGUGACCUGUGGAAACGGGCUGCAGAGAAGGUUAGUGCAGUGUCUGCAACCGGACGGAAAACCUGGCUUUGAUUGUGAUCCUACACAAAGACCUACAGCCAUAAGGACCUGUGGAGACCCCUGUCCUGAGUGGAGUAUGGGGAUCUGGUCCCCCUGCUCCAGGACCUGUGGCAAAGGCUUCAAGAGGCGCCCGCUGGUCUGCAGAGCUGAGACCGGACAUCUGCUGCCCCGAGAACACUGCGUUGACCUGCGCAAACCACAGGAGCUGGACUUCUGUUUCCUCAGCCCUUGUUGA